This is a messenger RNA of Sphaeroforma arctica JP610, 348 nucleotides long. RefSeq lists its product as hypothetical. NCBI's taxonomy places the organism in Eukaryota, Ichthyosporea, Ichthyophonida. The record is from RefSeq and is a predicted model, not a curated record. The transcript is spliced from 2 exons. Bases 1 to 348 code for a protein of 115 amino acids.
AUGGCUACAAAGGGAGUGUGCAGUUUGGUCAGUGGAUCAACGAGUCAAACAGUCUGGACUCUCCCAAUCACAACAAAGUUAGUCCUAUAUCUCCGCUUAUUCGUAUCGGCUACAGAGGGGAUGAAGACCGUACUGAGCCUCACCAACGACAAAGUCUUGGAGCUGGGUCUGCGGUGUCUGUCUGUGUAUACAAGCAUGCGAGCGUCGUACAUGAAGCAGAUGGCAGAGGCUAGGAAAGCCACGGAACGCCGACGGUCUAUCGACCAUGAGAUGACACUCAAGUGGAGCGAGGCGGAUCACAAGCGGUUGCGCGCUGCCCAGGAGAGCUGGUAUGGUGUGUGUUGGUAG